UCCUGCCAACCCACACUGGCCAGGACCGAACUGCGUUUGAGCGACAUGAAACAGGUGCUCUUGAUGCGUAUUGCUUUGGCCAUUGUGAUCUUAUUGUUUGGAUACGAUGACAGGUAAAAGGAGUCUCAUGUGUGCGCUGUCGCUCGCCUCCCAUUUCACACCUUCACCUCCUCCGCUGAGCAUAUAAUCCAUCUUCAGCACGAGCAUUCUGAAAUCAUAACCAGCGUGCUUCAUCCAUUGUUCUUUCUCGUUUUCUUUUCUCUAAAUACCAAACUUUCUGUCUUUACACACACAUCCGUUAGAGUUCCCUUUACUCGGCCAUUCUUUUCGAGAACACUAGUCUCUACGACACCACACAACACUUAAUACACACACACACACGGCAUCAUGACGAGCCACGAAUCUGUCAUCGCCUGGCUGGUCCCAACGGCGCGCGGCACCAACGCCGACAAGGCUGUCAACAUGCCCGAAAACUUCUUCAAAGCAGUCGCCACGACAUCCGCCCCCUACCUAGACAGCCGUCUGCCCAACCUCAUCCUCAGCCGCCCACAGAAGGCGCUGCAAAUCACUUUUGACCAGACACCCAAGCGGCCGGGACGCUUCACUCUCGGCACAGACCCUCGCAGCUGCGACAUCAUCCUCCCGACCCUGCCCGGCGUGGCACGCCAGCACUGUGCGCUCAGCUUCGACCACGAGGGCCGUCUCACCCUCGAGGACUUUUCCGCGACGGGAACCCAGGUGUGGUUCGACUGGGAGAGCAUGGGCGACAAGGUGGACUACACGUGGACGCUGUCGGGGACGUCGGCCCAGCGCGUCACCAUUGACAUUCAGGGCCUUCGCUUCCAGCUCGUCAUGAACGAGUGUGCAGGCCGAGAUCUCGCAGCCCACAAGGCCAAGGUCGACGCCUUCUGCACACAACCACCAUGGGGUGAAGCCCUGAGCUUCGACUGGGCGCGCAAGAGUGUGGCGCCUGUGUUGCCCUUAUUUACAAAGGAGCCUCUGUUUCGACACAUCUUCGUCAAGGGGCUGGCGGACGACCACGCCAACGGGGAGAUAUACCUGUGGAACAUGGCGAAGCCAUGGGAGCCCAUGGUCAAGGCGGUCGCAGCAGCUGCUUGAGGUGCAUUUGUCUACCAAAUUGUCUCACAAUUGGGAGGAGUUUCUUGUCUUUUGUUUUGCUCAUAGCGUUCAUUGGAGA
This is a messenger RNA of Emericellopsis atlantica, 1198 nucleotides long. RefSeq lists its product as uncharacterized. The coding region runs from base 388 to 1119 and encodes 243 amino acids. The transcript has a single exon. Gene Ontology annotation, molecular function: protein binding. The record is from RefSeq and is a predicted model, not a curated record. Lineage: Eukaryota; Fungi; Ascomycota; Sordariomycetes; Hypocreales; Bionectriaceae.